Molecule: messenger RNA, 6856 nt
Organism: Leptopilina boulardi
Lineage: Eukaryota; Metazoa; Arthropoda; Insecta; Hymenoptera; Figitidae
Product: RNA-binding protein fusilli
Exons: 10
Coding region: 561-2978 (805 amino acids)
Biological process (GO): regulation of RNA splicing
Cellular component (GO): nucleoplasm; ribonucleoprotein complex
Molecular function (GO): mRNA binding
Source: RefSeq, a predicted model, not a curated record
CGGCGACGCGCAGUCGCCAGGUGAGCUAAGGACGUUGCGCGCGCGCGCGACGGGGGUCGACCAGUCCAUCGUUCACACGGAACGAACGUCGUCCUCGUGUUCGCCGGGUUAGACGACUUUGUGUCUUGUAAAAAGUUUUUUCGAGGAAAUUGGUUUUUUUUUUUUUUUUUUUAUAUAUUAAAAAGAAAAAAAGUGUCGAAUGUUUACUCGAUGAGGAAAAAGUAAUAAUUUUCCCUGUCUCUCUUUUUCUCUAUUGAAUACCAAGUCACUUGCAAAGGUGUGUCAUAACCUCAAAGGAAAAGGUAUCCAGGUAACGCGACGUUAGCGGUGUCCGACGCAACAGGCGAUAUGUUGUAUUUCUCGACUAUUAUCAUUUGAAAAAAAAAAAAAUUUAUGAGUGCGCUCUUUUUUCGCGUGUGUACUGAAGAAUAUAGAAAACAAAAAAAUAUAGUGCCUUUUUGGAAUUCGUUGGAAGAAAAUUUUUGGUGAAAAUUAUUAAGGAACUUGGUUUAAAUUAAAUAUAAAAGGGGGUGGGGGGUUUUUUUGUAAACCGCCCGGAUAUGCAGAUGACGGCAGGGAUGGGGCCGACACACCUGGUCGCCCUUUACGUGACGACUGCCGGCCUUCAGGGUACAGCGCUCGGUUCAGAUGAAGAAGAAAUCACCCUUUUGGUGUACGUCCUCAUCGACGCUCUUCAAAAUAAGGUGAUGGAUAGACAACAAUACAUUGUGCGACCUAUGGUAAUGGACGAAACAACGACAAAUGGUUCGGGAAGUGAAAAUCCGGUUGUUGCCGGAAGUAGUGGUGUUGUUAGUGAAGCUGCAUUGGCACAUGCUCCAACACUUACGGAACAGACACUUCGAGAGCGCGGAAUUCCUUUACAUCAAGCCAUUCAACAGUUUGAAACGUGGUGGUCAUCGUUGACAUGUGUGGCUGCCGGAAGUACGCCUCGUUUCAUUGUCGAUGGACAAGCACCCUUAAGACAAUGUUUGCACCCUGAAGCCUGUAAUAAAGAAAUCGAGCUGCCAAGUCAUUAUUCCCACUUUCAUGACCUCAGAAAAGAAUUCACAGCCUGUUAUUCCUCGCAGGAUGAACUUUCACCCCUCAGCAUUCAGGACAUGAUUCAAUACUUUGGUUUUCCAAAUGAUGGUGAAAAUGAUUAUCACGUCGAGGAAAUCCAAGACAUGGUUACUAUCAUCCAAAGGAUGAUAAAAGAUGGUCAUGUUUUUCAAAAUCCGGAGGUGGUUAAUCUAGUUUUGGAACCUGGAAUAUGCUCAAAAGACGAAGAGGUAGACAGCAAUUGCGUUGUUAGAGCGCGUGGACUUCCUUGGCAAUUGUCUGAUCAGGACAUUGCAAAAUUCUUCAGAGGACUGAAUAUUGUCAAGGGUGGUGUUGCCUUGUGUUUAAGUGCACAGGGAAGGAGAAACGGAGAAGCUUUAGUACGAUUUAUAAGUAAAGAACAUAGAGACAUGGCGCUAAAAAGGCAUAAGCAUCAUAUUGGACCGCGUUAUAUUGAAGUUUAUAAAGCGUCUGGAGAUGAUUUUGUUGGAGUUGCCGGUGGAACGAGUGGAGAGGCUCAUGCUUUUCUUUCACGAGGAGCUCAAGUCAUCGUCAGAAUGAGAGGUCUUCCCUAUGACUGUAUAGCAAAACAAGUGUUGGACUUUUUUGCGUCCGGACAAAAGCCGUGCCAAGUGUUGGAUGGCGAGGAAGGUGUUUUAUUCGUGAAGAAGGCAGAUGGACGAGCGACUGGCGAUGCGUUUGUUCUCUUUGCAAAAGAAGAAGACGCGGCAAAGGCCCUUGGAAAACACAGAGAUUGUAUCGGAAGUCGAUACAUUGAAUUAUUUAGAAGUACAACUGCCGAAGUGCAACAGGUGUUAAAUCGAGUUAGUGACAUCAAGGCGUAUGACAGAAUGAUGCCACCUGUACUGCCAUUGCCAAAGUUCAAUCCACUUCUUCCGCAGCACAUUAUUACCUCAGGAACACGUAAAGAUUGUGUUCGUCUACGUGGUCUUCCCUACGAAGCCCUAGUUGAGCACAUUCUCGAGUUUAUGGGCGAACACUCGAAAAAUAUCGUCUAUCAAGGAGUUCACAUGGUUUAUAAUGCACAGGGUCAACCAUCGGGCGAGGCGUUCAUUCAAAUGAACAGCGAGAGUUCAGCCUAUUUGUGCGCAACACAACGUCAUCAUCGUUACAUGAUUUUCGGCAAGAAGCAGCGUUACAUCGAGGUGUUCCAAUGCAGUGGCGAAGACAUGAAUCUGGUAUUAACCGGCUGCUCGCCACAGACAAAAGCUCUUCUCUCACCUGGUACGUUACCAACGCAAUCACCCGCGACUCUAACACAUCAUCAACCGCCCGCCGCCGCUGCCCCAGUCCCAAUUCCAACGCCGCAACCACCCCUUUGGGAUAUUCAUGCACUUGUGCAAGCGCAAGCACAGGCACAAGCCCAAGCACAAGCGCAAGCACAAGCACUCAGGAAUCAAGAUUUUUGGCUAAUGGCACUUGCCUCAAAUCCACCGCCCACUUCCAAUUCGCCCACAUCGCCGCCUACCUCCAACGCGACUAGUAAAGCCCUCGCUCUACCAGCGCCGGCGCAACAUCAAAUUCCAUCCUAUGCCAUGUCACCGCAGCAUGCAGCAGCCGCUUUUCACGCGGCACAACAACCGCAGGCGCCAUUUUUACUCUUUAAUGUACCAUCGCGAUAUCCUAUUCUUCGCGCUCAACAACCACACGGUAUUAUGCCGUCAAUUAUUCAAACUCCCUUAAAUCCAACCGCUUUAAUGGGAUUGAAGAGAAGUUGGGAAUCAGCAUUUCCAACUGAUCCCACAACUGCUGCGGCGAAUGCUUCAAAACGUGGCCAAUGGCAAACGCCAGCCACUGCCGCCGCCGCCGCUGCUGCAGCUGCGGCUGCUGCUGCCGCAUUUCCCACUCCGGCCACCGCUCACGGUCUCUAUCCUGCUCAAUUUUAUCCGCAAAUUUAGGGAAACAGCAAUGUUCCGUGAAAAAAUUCCAUAAUCGUUUCUUUUGACUAAAAAUUGAAAUUUUUUUAAAUAUUUCUCUAAGAUAACAGAAAUUUUCGAGAUGCAUGAAUAAGUUCUAAUUUGAUAGAUUUUAUUUAAUAGAAUCUUAUUUAUUCGAAUAUUAAUGUUUUAGAAAAUGACAAAUGGUCAAAAAUCAAUUUGACAGAAUUUUUAUUUAGACGAAAAUUAAUUUGUCAGAAAUUCAAUUUCAUCGAAUCUCAAUUUGAUCGAAACUUUGUCUUUUAGAACAUUAAUUUUGCAGAAUUGUAAUUUAAAAAAAUUUUUAUUUUGCAGAAAGAGAAUAAAUAAUUCGGCGGAAACUUUAAAUUUGACGAAUCACAAUUUUUUUUUAAUAAUUUCUGAUUGGUCAAGUUUAAAGUUUCCGCCUUAUUAUUUAUCUAAUUAAUUAUUAAAUUAAAUUUCUGUCAAAUUGAUUUUUGAUCAUUUACAUUUUCUAAAAUAUUAAUAUUCGAAGAAAUAAAUAUUCUGCAAAAUUAACAUUCUAAAGAAUAAGAUUCUAUCUAUCUUUUUAAAACUAAUUUUUACUCAACAAAAUUUUUAUGUUUCGAAUUUUUUAUUGUACAGAAUUCCUAAUUCGAAAAAAUUAGCUUUCGUGCUUAUUCAUAUGUCUCGAAUUUUUAAAUGCCAAAAUUUACAAUUCAUCGAAUCUUCAUUUGAAUGAAUUUUUAUUUACACGUUCUAAUUCAUUGAAACAAAAUUCAUUAAAUAAAAAUUCAAUUAUGCGAAAUAUUUUGUCAGAAAAAAAUUCUUAUUUCCUUUAAAAAAAAAAAAAAUGUUAGUUUUUUAAUUUCGAUAAAUAAAUAUAAUAUUUGUAAAAUAUUAAUCAGUAAAAUAAUCAAUUUUCAUAUUAAAAAAUAGUUUCUAGUUUCUAUUUCAAUGAAUUUCUAUUGUUAUUUAAUAGAAACAUUAUCGAAUUUUCAUUUCUGAACAUUGUAAGUUGUAGUUUCGUUUUUUUUUUUUUAAAUUGCCGAUAUUUUUGUCAAACAAUUGAAAUUCGGUUUUCCUAGCUGAGAAUUUCAAUUUUCUUCCCAAUUAAUGACAAUCUAGAUAAGAUAAUUAUUAAGUGCCUUAUUAACUUUGCAAGUGACAAUUUUCUAUUAAAAAAUUUAAAAAAUGAAAUUUUUACUUGAAAAUGUUAUUUAAUAUUCAAUUUUGAAAAUAGUAAUUUUAUAAAAAACAAAUUGCAAUUACUAUUUUUUUAAAGUCAAACGAAUUCUUCCAUACAAAAAAAAAUUGUUGAGAAAUUGUAAUAUACGUAAAUUUUUGAUAUUUUUUUCUUUAUAAAAGUUUACAUAGUGUUUUUUUUUUUUUGUAAUUAAUGAAGCAAUUGCCUUAAAAAUUUGCUUCAUAUAUAUAUUUAUAUAGAUAGAUAUAUUGUGAAUUCUAAUAUUAAAUUUCUAAUACUUUUUUAAUGGUGAUAAAGUGUACUUAGAAAUAAUCGUUGCAUUUACAUUAAAACACACAAGAGAACGGUACUAUUUUUUUUAUAUAUAUAUUAUUAUUAUUAAUUAUAAAAUAUAUAUAGUAUAUUUUAGAAAGAUAAAUCUUAAAAAUAUAAGAAAUUAUUCUGUAAUAUAUAUAUAGUUUAUUUACAUAAUUUUUUUUUUCUUUUUAAUUAAGUAUAUAUUAUAUAUUUAGUUUCAAAAAGAAAUCAACUGGUUGUUACUGUAAACUUUUUACAUUCCGUGAAAUUGUGUGCGUGUUUUUUUUCAUAUAGAAAAACGUUAUAUUUUUUAUAAUGUAGAAAAUUAUAUUUUGAAAAUUUUAAGGCUUAUUACCUUUUUUUCGUUAAUUUGGAGGUAGGCAUUUUUUUUUUCUCGUAUUUGAAAAUACAUUCCUCGAUUCCGCCCCGCCCCUAAAUACCCUGAAAAUAAAAAUGGGCGACACAAAAAAAAGAGUACAAAAGAGCCAAAGUUUGUACUUAAUUAAUUUUUGAUUGAUAAUUUUGUUCUAGAUUUAUUGUUAAUAUAUAAUUGGGAGCACUAUUUUUUUAUUUUUUUUUUUUAUAUACUUAUUUUGACUGUUUUAUUAACUCUUCUAAUUUUGAAUCAUAAAAAUUGUGCUAAAUGCUCCAUUUAUAGUUAAUUUAGAGAAAAUACUCUUUUGCAAAAUAUAUAUAUUUUUUUAUUUUCAUUAAUUUGAAAAUAUAAAUUCUUUGCCAAAGAGUGAGCAGCUUUUAGAAUUUAGUUUACUUUCGGUGUCUCACGUUCUACGCAGUGCUUAUCACACAUUACUCGGGAAUUAAAAAAAAAAAAAGUCUCAAAUUCAGGAAAUUUUAGAUAUUUUAAAAUUUUUUCAAUUAAUGUUUUUGAAAUUUGAUUUUUUUUUUAAAAUUAUUUGCAAUUAAAAAGAAUUAAAAAUAAUUAAUUUCUAGAAUGGAAACUGGAAAUAAUAAAAUCAAAAUAAUGAAAAAUUUGAAAAGAAGAAACAAAAGAAAAUUUCAAGCACAUUGUUGAAUAGAGACGCUAAUUAUCUGAGUUUUUUUUUUUUCGUUGCAAUGAUUCAUGAAUUUUUCUUCUUAAUUGAAAAUAAUUCUUGCCACGAUUAUAGAAAUUUUAAAAUUGAAAAUAAUGAUUCGUUGCAUCGGGAAAAAAAUCGUUUUUUUUUUUUUUUAGUAAUUUGGUUGAACGCAUGUAGUGGGAUGUGGAGGGACAUGCAUCUAGGGAUAAAAAGUAUCUCGAAGAUGUAUAUAUAUCAUGUGUUUUUUAUAAUUUAUAAUGGUUGACGACUUGCACACAUUCUUGUUGCGCAGUAGGUUUUAUUUUAUUAACUUGGAUCGACUAUUGAUAAAUAAUUUCCAAAAUCUAAUUUUCAAGAAUUUUUUCAAAUAACAAAAAGUCGAUCCGCAAAAAGUUUUUUUUCUCGGAGAAUUUCGAAGAAAAAAAAAAAAAAUUUCUUUUCAUUUUGUUGAUAUCGUAUUAAUAUACGAAAAGACAAAAAAAAAGAAAGAAAAAAAUGUGCACCAAAUGCAUCAUUCCGUUGGCUUUCGCUGGAUUCAUACGACGAAUAUUAUAUAAUAAAUAUGGGCAAAGAUUAUUUUAUUUUAAAAAUAUUCUAAUAUUAUGAAAUAAUUCUAUUUUUAUUACUUUCUGUACUAACUGAACAUAAAAGCUGCAUUUAUAACGUGACCUUGUGUCAAAUGUGUUGUCUGGUUUGUGGAUGGCUAACAAAUUUGGUGAUUGACGGCGUCGCUUAUUUUCCGUCUAUAUAUAUAUAUGUGAUAAAAAUCUCUUAAAAAAUGCGCGACGAUUUUUUAGGGCUACUUGUAAAACAAUUUCGUCGGAUGAGUGUUCCCUCCUUUUGGAAAUAAAUUCGCAGCACGCUUUGUAUUCUUCUUUUUUUUUUUUUUUUGUUUCUUUGGUUCUUCGACAGUUUUGCAGCUUUUUCUCUAUUUUAUAGUUUUUAGGCUCUUCUAUGACUAAUUUAGAAAAAGCUGGGAAACGAAAAUUCUCUCUAUCGAGCAAAAGUUCCAAAAGAAAAAAAAAAAUUGGAAUUUUUUUUCAGAUAGAAAGAGAUAUUUUAGAGCUUCUGCCUUUGCCCUAUAGCGAAAGCUAACUAAUGGUCAUGCACUUCGUAGCGUAAAUUGGAUUGGGAAUUCUCGAUGUUUCCGUUUAAUCUCGUUUUUUUUUGGAGGAAAUUAUUAUAAUUUUUAUUUACACGUAAAUAAUUGGGAGCUAUAAGAAAAUACACAUCCACACGAAAGUACGAGCACAUCUACACGCACAACAAUUUUUUUUAUUUGUAUACUCUGUAAUAUCGAUGAUUAUAUUAUUAAAAAAAAAAUACCAGUAAUCAAUAAUCAUGUUUAAUAAAUGUAA